AUGGAUUCCACUAUACUGCUUACAUCAAGAGCUAUAGGAGUAGGAUUUCUCUACUUCCCUAGUCACUCCAAUCUUACUGUUUUCCUUAUUGGUAGAUAUUCUUUUUAUCUAAGAUUGUACUAGAUUAGAAAUUUUUAAGAGUUAGCUUAUUACAACGGAGGUGGCAGAGCCUCUAUUGUAGGAGUGAGCUUAAUCAUCAUAUUUACAUUUGCCCUCUACCCAUCAGCAUAUUUCAGUACAGAGCAUAAUGCCGACUUCGAUGAGAAUCAAAGUUUGGAAUCAGGUAUUAUUCUAGCAAGUUCGCUAGUUCUCCUCUAUCCUUGCUAUAAUUAUAAAUUUGAGUAAUUCAGAAUAAUCCAAUUACUUCCAACAAUGUGCUUCGCAUUUAGUUUUGAAUGCUCAGUUAUGCCUGUCCACUCUAUAUCCAGACUCAAGGACUAUAAUGGAAAAAGAAGCUAUAAAGCAUGCUUUUACUGCCUCAUCAUUGCUAUGAGCUACUACAUAAUAUUAAUGAUUCAAUCAGUUCUCUACGGAGACAUAUUUAUUUAAUGUAGCUAGCUUCAUUCAGCUGAUUUUCUCACAAUAAUCUUAAAUGGAAACAAAAACGAUUCAAUCUCCAAUGCGCUUUCAGUUAUCCUGCUUUUUCUGGUACUAAUCCAAAGUAUUCUCCAGUUACUUUACACAUUUUACGAGAGUCGGACUCACAUUCAUAUUUUAUUUGAGGAGCUGAUCUAUAGAGAUACUAGCGAGUAUGUAGAUAAGAGGAAAAGACAAGUAAAGUUCGAUGAGUAAGAGCGGAGACUAUCUAGCAAGUAAAUGAUUGAGACAGCAUUUCCAGACCCUACCAGCAUAGAGAACAGUCAGAAAGAAAACAUUAGAAGACUGUGCUUCUUCAUUCUCUACAUGAUUAAUUUGGUUAUAGCUUGCUUACCUUCACAAAACCUUGCUGAGUAUAUCAUCAAUUUCGGAGGAUCCACUACUAUACCCAUGCUAGUAAAUGUAGUGCCUGGGUUUUUAUACUAUUAAUUAAGCAGGCAGAGCGAUGAACGCGAAGGAAAGCAUUAACUACUGUCUUUGAUAUUUGGAUUUAUAGGCAUUAUCCAGAUAAUAGUGUACACGACUAUCAGUCUCUAUGUCUAUAUUAUCAUAACUAACUAGUAAUUCUCUUGA
This is a messenger RNA of Stylonychia lemnae, 1170 nucleotides long. NCBI's taxonomy places the organism in Eukaryota, Ciliophora, Spirotrichea, Sporadotrichida, Oxytrichidae. The record is from the annotation of a GenBank genome assembly.